Messenger RNA from Ipomoea triloba (trilobed morning glory), 1237 nucleotides. Its product is annotated as heavy metal-associated isoprenylated plant protein 39-like. Gene Ontology annotation, molecular function: metal ion binding. The record is from RefSeq and is a predicted model, not a curated record. Lineage: Eukaryota; Viridiplantae; Streptophyta; Magnoliopsida; Solanales; Convolvulaceae. The transcript has 3 exons. The coding region runs from base 266 to 928 and encodes 220 amino acids.
CAUCCCCAUACCCCAUUCCUAUUCCUUCCGCUGUCAAAAACACCUCUCUUUUUUCUCUCCCCCUCUCUCUCUCCUAUUUUGCAUUUUUUGUUUGGAUUCGAAAUUCUCGUUUUUAUAAACACUGAAUCACUCAGUUCCGUCUUCAUCCCUCUCUCUCUCUCUCUCUCUCUCUCUCUUCAGUAUAUCACCAAUAUACUUUUUCUCUCCCUCUCCUCCCACAGACGGCAUUCUGAGUGCUCUGCUUUUACUUCCAUAAGCCUGUGAAAUGAAGAAGUUUGUGCUUACAUUGGAUCUGAUGGAUGACAAGGACAAGCGCAAAGCGCUGAAGACCGUCGCUGCACUCCCAGGAAUCGAUGAGAUAUCGAUGGAUAUGAUGGGCAAGAAAAUGACAGUUAUCGGAACGGUUGAUCCGGUGAGCGUAGUGAGCAAACUGCGCAAGUUUUGGCAAGCGGCCAGCAUUGUAUCAGUGGGGCCGGCGAAAGUAGAGCCGCCGCCGGAGAAGAAAGAGGAGGCGAAGAAAGAAGAGGCGGCGAAGAAGGAGGAGGGGAAGAAGGCGGAGGAGGGGAAGAAAGAGGAAGCACCCAAAGAGGAGGCAAAGAAAGAGGAGGGCAAGAAGGAGGAAGCGCCUAAAGAGGAAGGCAAGAAGGAAGAAGGGAAAAAGGAAGAAGGUAAGAAGGAAGGGGAGAAGAAGGCCGAAGCUGCGGCUGCGGUGGUGGUGGCGCCGCCGCAGGCUCACCCGCAUCCAAUGCUGAUGCCGCCGCAGCUACAACAACCGCAUCCGAUGAUGGGCAUGGUGAUGCCCUACAGGCCAUACUAUCCACCCAUCAACACAUACGGGCAAUACUAUUAUCAGCCCCAACCACCACAGAGUGCAUACUAUGUGCAACACAGCAUGGAAGAGAAUCCUAAUUCAUGCGUCAUCUGCUAAAUUGCCUCGGAUAUAUCAUCCCAUCCAGAAGAUCAAACCAGAACUUAUAUGUAUGUAUCUAUGUAUGCAUAAUGCAUUUCAUCUUCGAUCAAUUUUCACUUCCCCUUUAGCUUGGUGUUGGGUUCUCUUAUUAAUGCAAACCCUGCCCAGAGCGCACCUGUUAACCGAACCGAUCCGAUCCGCAAUUCAUGUAUAUAUUGUUUAGUAUCCUAAACCCUGUUUUGUUGAGAGACCCGAAUAAUAAUUCCGGGUAAUCCGUUUAUCUUCUUCCAAAAACAUAUAAUUAUCAUCUUUCAUAUUAUUGCACCA